GAGACGGCGCGUCUGACAGGGAGGAGCUUUAAUAAUAAACUUGUUCUGUUGUCUGCAGUGAUAUCAUAACCCCGCAGCAUGAAGGUGCGCUCAUGUGACAGCUGCUCAUCCUCGUCCUCUGGCAGAACUCAGGUGCAGUAACCGGGGCUAAAUGGCGGGCAUGGGGAGCAAAAGGAGGAAGAACGCCAGCUGAUUCCCUUCUAUACAUCCACAGCCUGCUGCCUGCAGCCAAGCUGAAAAACAGAGAUGGCUCAAUCCAUCCGAAGGCCGGAGAGUUUAGGAGGCGUGAACCUCAAACCACAGGGGGAAAAGACCAGGACUGGCUACUUCUGCAACGUGAAGAGCAGGUUAGGCUCCAAGCUUCCUGCUGGUGUGUCUCAGCCUCCUCGCUUUGCGAAGCCACCCUGGGAGACCCAACCUCAAUCCCAAAUCAUGCCGAAUACCGUAGGAAGUGGACAGCGCAAGAACGAGCCCGUCGUGAGGCGACCUCUCGACCACAUCCCCCACAUCAGAAACCCUAAGCUGCGGCAAUACUACCUGCAAGGGACCGCAUGGGAGCUAAGCAACACUGCAGUGACUGUUGAGGAACCACUAGAUGGCAGCACAUCCAGCACUGGUCUCCCCGGUGACACGGUGUUCAGCGUUUCAUCACAGUUCAGCUGUAAGGAUGGACCCCUGGGGGAAAAGAGCAAAACGGGCCAAUCUUUCUCCCAUAAUUCAACACGACCCAGCUCUGAUACCCCCAUAGUGAAAGAGCAGCUGGUCUCAAAGAGAAAGGACGCUUCUGUCAGCGGAAAAUCCUCCCGACCAGAACUGGACUCCAACGAAAGGAAGGAGGUAGAUGCAGAUCGUUGCUGUUUGGAUUCUGCCCCUGCUCAGCCUCAGUCCCCCUCACCGGAGGCAGAAUAUGACAAACUACUGGAUGUGGAGGCGGUGCCGCUGCCAGACGGACACCUUUGCUUGUUGGCUCUGCCUCCUGAGUGCUGCCAGGGCGAGCGGCCGGAGCCCAUGCUGUACCUCAAACUGUUCUGCCACCACAUUACCGACGGAAAGGGUGUGGUUUCUGGCAUCCUGGUCGUGACGUCCAAUAAAAUCUUCUUCGAUCCGUCAAAGACCCAUCCUCUGGUGACGGAGCAUGGCUUUGAGAACUACCUCCUGUCCUUCACCGUUGACAGCCUGGCAUCCAUCUCCUUCUUCUCUGAUAGUUCACACGUUCACUUCAACACCUCCCUGCAGAGAAGGAAAGGAAAAACAAAGAACAUUUUUCAGAAGCUCAAAGUCACCAAAAGCAAAGGAGGAAGCGUCCAGGGAGAAAAGCAGGAGGAGUUGCCUCCAGCUCUGGUUUCUGCUGCUCCAUCAGUGCUGCCCAGUCCCUCACUGGGUCUAACCAAGGAGGAGGAGACGGAGAGCACAGACAUGGCUGCUGUGGAGGGGGGGCUGGAUAGCGGCUCUCUUGAGGUGCAGCCUGAGGACCCCUUGGGAAGUCUGGCAGUCCUGAGCAGCGCCGCCACCUUCUGCUGCGGAGGUCCAGAGGCAGAGCUGCCAGACGCAGAAAAAUCUGCAGAGAGUGAGACCACAGAUGCUCCUCAGAGGCCAUCGGCGGGAAGUCUAGGGGGGUUGAUGUUUGUACGACUGCGGGUUCAGUCGUCUGCGACAAGGAAGAAAAGUUCAGCUAAAACUUUAUCCAGAAGGGACACCUGGCUGGCUCUGUCACAGGAAAGAUCCGACGAGCUGCGCUCCUACCUGAAGCUUUGGCGGCCUGACCUGUGUCUAUUGGAGGGGGAGGAGGAGGGGGAGGCAGACCACGACGAAGAGGAGUUUGUUCUAGUCGAGGAUAAAGGAGAGGAGGAAGAAGAGGAGGAAGAAGAGGAUGAAGAGACGCUGCAGACACUCCGUGGCUCAGGGGACGACUGGGAGAUGGUUUUGAUGGAGGAGAAUAAAGAGAAAUCAAGCGUGGUGAUUGACAAGGAACCUGAAGGGAUCAUUAACGUUGUGGAAAACAGCCAAAUUCUGGAAGCUUCACAUGUCAGAGAGCUGAGUCAGGAGCUUCCCCCCAGGACGGUGGGCCGCACAUGGCAGCUGGCGUACAGCACGUCCCGCCACGGCGCCAGCCUCAAGUCUCUAUACAGGAAACUGGGCAACACUGACUCCCCUGUGCUGAUUGUGAUUAAAGAUGCACUGGAUGAGCUUUUCGGGGCUUUCCUCUCCGAGCCUUUGAAACCCAGUGAGAAGUUUUAUGGUACGGGAGAAACCUUCCUCUUCAUGUUGCAUCCACGUUUUAAGUGCUUCAGGUGGACAGGAGAGAACUCGUUUUUCAUUAAAGGAGACUUGGAUUGCUUCGCCGUAGGCGGCGGAAGGGGUCACUUCGGCCUGUGGGUGGAUGAGAACCUGUAUUUGGGCCGCAGCAGUCCGUGCUACACCUUCAACAACUGCUCCCUCUCUGAAACAGACGACUUCCGCAUCAUGGAGCUGGAGGUGUGGACAUUCAGCUGAGGAGAUUGCUGAUCAUUGAGACGAAGCUGCUUAUCCAUCACAUCCACAUAGAUUAUCAAACGGGAUCUCUGUGCUGCGGACUCUGUCCCUGAGGGGGUUUAGAUGGUCGACUCGGCUUCACCAACCUGAACUAUUAGACUGGAUUCUUUCCAUCCAUUCUUUGAAUGGGGUUGGCUGCCACUCUGAGGAUGCUCUUUGCUCCAAUUAAAUUAGCACCUUCCCAUUAUCUUAUAGUUUAACAUGAAUAAAUCCUAAUAUGAUCCUCUCCCUGCCAUUUUAAUGCAUGACUGUAAUUAUCUUAUAGACUUCACAGGUACCAUCCUGCUCUCCAUCACAGCUAAUCAUCACAUCGCGGCGCUGGAGAAGGAGCUAAAUUAAGGCUGUUUUUGUUCUGCAGCUGUAACUGUAGUUUAACCUCUGAUUGAAGGUUCUACCUGUGGAUUCAUUCAUGGAAAUCUGCUUAACGUAAAUGGAAAUGUUGUAAAAUGGAUCUGCUGGGUUGGUCAGAGGUUGAAACCCACUCAUCAUCAUCAUCAUCAUCAUCUGCAUGGAGCUCAUAUU
Molecule: messenger RNA, 3054 nt
Organism: Cyprinodon variegatus (sheepshead minnow)
Lineage: Eukaryota; Metazoa; Chordata; Actinopteri; Cyprinodontiformes; Cyprinodontidae
Product: nuclear receptor coactivator 7-like
Exons: 16
Coding region: 247-2493 (748 amino acids)
Biological process (GO): regulation of transcription by RNA polymerase II; response to oxidative stress
Cellular component (GO): nucleus
Source: RefSeq, a predicted model, not a curated record